This is a messenger RNA of Trematomus bernacchii (emerald rockcod), 2317 nucleotides long. RefSeq names its product sialoadhesin-like. The coding region runs from base 31 to 1383 and encodes 450 amino acids. The record is from RefSeq and is a predicted model, not a curated record. Gene Ontology annotation, biological process: cell surface receptor signaling pathway. Lineage: Eukaryota; Metazoa; Chordata; Actinopteri; Perciformes; Nototheniidae. Gene Ontology annotation, molecular function: transmembrane signaling receptor activity. The transcript has 9 exons.
GACCAGAAGUCCAGCGAAGCUACAGACACCAUGAGAACAACACUGCAUUUACUCUUGACGUUGAGUUUCUUCCAGACGCUUGUCAACGGUCGUGCGUCGGUGAUGGUCAUCCCCAACAGUUCUCAGUUUUUCGAGUAUGAGAACAUUUUGGUGAGCUGCAAUAGUUCGAGCUCCUGGGAAUGGACGCCGUGGAGAAACGAUACCGACCUUGUGAAGUGUGGAUCGGGCUGGGGCAAACUAAAUGGGUCUACUUGUGAGAUAACCACGGUGAAGCUGUCCGAAGGCGGGGUGUUCUGGUGCCAGUCGAAAUACGGAGACAGCAGCAACGGCGUCAACAUCUCCAUAGUCGGUGGACCAGUGAGUCUUCAGAGUCCGGCCGUCCCCGUGACGGAGGGAGAUAACGUCACUCUGAUCUGCAGAAAAAGGAAGGCCGAUAACCUCCGCGUUGAGUUCUACAAAGAUGGCCUUAAAAUCAACGUCUCCAUCGGCGCUGAGGAUGCAGGUCACAUGACCCUCUACAAUUUUACCAAGUCUAAUCAAGGCGCCUACAAGUGUAGAGUCCAGAAUAAAGGAGAGUCUCCAGAGAGCUGGAUAAUAAUGGAAGAUGGCUCGGACCCGGCCUCGCUGGUCAUCUCUCCGGCCUCGGCUCAGGUGUUUGAGUACAGGAAUCUGUCCCUGAGCUGCGGGGUUAACAGCAGCGUGGAGGGGUGGAGGAUCUUCAGGUCGACCAUCACCACCUUCAGCACCAGCGCCACCGGCGUGUCCACCGUGAACCCCGGAGGAAAGACGUCCGGCUGCGGAGACAACUGGGGGAAUAUCACUUCCUGUGGCUGCAACAUCUACACUUCCAAACAGGCCGACACCGCCAUCUACUGGUGUGAGACUCGGGUGAAGCAGCGCAGCAACAGCCUCAACAUCAGCGUCCAGGAAACAGCGGUGAUCCUGGAGAGUCCGAUCCUCGCUGUGAUGAAGGGAGACAACGUAACUCUGAUGUGUAGAACAAAGGAUCGCGAUGACCUCCGCGCUGAUUUCUACAAAGAUGGCUCCUUCCUCAAGACCGGGGCUGCAGGUCACAUGACCCUCCACCAAAUUUCCGACGAUGAUGAAGGCGUCUACAAAUGUAACAUCAGUAAUGAAGGAGAGUCUGCAACCAGCUUCUUAUUUGUCAGAGGUGCCACCGCUGCCACCGCUGCCACCGCUCCCCGUACAGACUGGGUCUGGUUAGUGCUGACGGUGUUACGCCACCUGGUGGUUUUCUCCCCGUACUGCGCCUCCACCUUCCUCGUGGUGUCCAUUUACAGAGGCAACCCCCCAGGAAGAAGGAAGGACGACGAGGCAAUGGACGGACAAGACGACGACGUCACCACCGAGCAUCACUUCUGAACCUUUUCGGGCUAGUUUUUUGUGUUGACAAUAUUUUCCAAGUUUUGAUUUUGCCACAUUAUUUACGGUGUGAAUGAAGCACUGUAGUAUUCUCCGGAACAAGGAGCUUUCACAUUGAAAAUAACAAUAUCAAACAAUCACGUUGUGCGGAAAGCAUUGUCAAAAUAUAUGUUCAAACUGUUGUCUUUUUUCACCUGAACUUUCACCCAAAGCUUGAAUAUUAUGGGAUGAAAAAAAGCUGGAAUGUCGCUCAGAGUUGAUUAUUUCUAGCUUCUACACUGCAGUCAACGGCAUCAGGGAGGGACUCACUUGAAACAAGAGAGACUUUGGUGCAAUUAUUUUACAUGUCAAAAUAUUUUUCCAAUUUGUUGUUUUUGCUAAAACGCAGAGACCCUGAACAAGGACAACACAUUUCUUAAUUCAGGCUUUUUUUGGGGGGUUAACAACUCAUUUGCGCGUCAAAAUAUGAUUUUAAACACCUGUUUUCACGAGUACUUUCACACAAGAAUUUAGCACCGAGGAAUGAGGAUUAUAAAAAGUACAACACGGAGACUCCAAACCAAGAUGGAGUUUUUCCUGCAAUUAAUUUAAACGUUAAAAUAUAACUGUUGUUUCACCAAGAACCUGAGUAUUAUGUUGCAUAGACAAACUGUGUCAUCAAUCGAUCCACUCCUUCCUCCGAGCCUUUCACAAUAAAAGCCCUAAGCAUUGACGGAUCCACUUAUCGACAUAUCUUACAGGGAGAUAUCAAACGUACUCCUGCGAUCGAUCCUCUGCCUGAAAAACCUUUAUUGAAAAGUUAAAAAAAAUGGCGCUGUUGUUAGUACGAAGGGAUUUAAUACAACAUGUUCUUGUUGGUUGUUCGUCACGACCUCGUGUGUAUGUUUUUUCCUACUCUAUGUUGUCUGCAAAGUUUUUCUACAUUUAUUUUUUG